AUGAUUCAGGCUGUUCGUGCUUGUAAAACUGCAGCAGAGGAGCGUGCUGUUGUCAGAAAAGAAUGUGCUGCAAUUCGUGCGGCAAUUAGUGCAAAUGAUCAAUAUUAUAGGCAUCGUAAUUUGGCAAAGCUUAUGUUCAUCCACAUGCUUGGCUACCCCACGCAUUUUGGUCAGAUGGAAUGCCUGAAGUUAAUUGCAUCAAAUGGAUUUCCAGAGAAGAGGAUAGGGUAUCUAGGACUUAUGUUGCUUCUCGAUGAAAGACAUGAAGUAUUGAUGCUGGUCACAAACUCAUUGAAGCAAGAUCUCUACCAUUCUAACCAGUACAUUGUGGGACUAGCUCUCUGUGCUCUGGGUAAUAUAAGUUCUGAAGAAAUGGCUCGUGAUCUUGCCCCUGAAGUUGAAAAGUUGCUGCUGUUUCGAGAUCCAAAUAUUCGCAAGAAAGAGAACUUGAACAUCUGUGAUAAUUGA
Thlaspi arvense is the source of this 468-nucleotide messenger RNA. The record is from the annotation of a GenBank genome assembly. Lineage: Eukaryota; Viridiplantae; Streptophyta; Magnoliopsida; Brassicales; Brassicaceae.